Aspergillus thermomutatus is the source of this 735-nucleotide messenger RNA. Its product is annotated as NAD(P)-dependent oxidoreductase. The transcript is spliced from 2 exons. The coding region runs from base 1 to 735 and encodes 244 amino acids. Lineage: Eukaryota; Fungi; Ascomycota; Eurotiomycetes; Eurotiales; Aspergillaceae. The record is from RefSeq and is a predicted model, not a curated record.
AUGGUGGACAUUUGGGAUCCGAUCCUGAUCGCCUUUAACGGAACAAAUAUCACAACAGAUUCUCAAGGCAACAUGCGCGUUCUUGUCAUUGGUGGUACUGGAAGAUGCGGCAAGCUUGUCAUUGAUGAGCUUCUCAAUCGAGGUCACUCAGUGACCACGCUGGCACGCAAACCGAGUGCCCUCGGUGAUGCCCGAUCCGGCUUGAGAGUCAUCCAGGGCACGCCAGCCAAGCUCGAGGACGUCCAGGCCGCAUUCAAUGCUGAUAUACCGGACGUGGUGGUCGUCACAUUGAACGCCCCUCGAGCAAGCGACAGCCCACUUGCCGCUCCCAUCUCACCACCUCGCCUGAUGGCCGACUGUAACGCCAACAUCGUGGCCGCAAUGAAGGAGUUCGGGGUUCGCAAAACAGUCAUCCUACAAGCUUUCGGUGUUGGGGAUUCGUGGCUCAACAUGAACUGUAUACUGCAGCUGCUCAUGAAAAGGUCCAACAUGUCCUACCAGUACGAUGACCAUAAUGAGGCCGAGCGAAUCGUACGGGCCAGCGGGGUGGACUACGUAUUUGUGCGUCCUUCGCGGCUCGUGGAGACAGAUGAGAAGACGAUCAGAGUGUGGCCGGACAGCGGAAAGGGUGUGCCCCUGAUGGCUAGCACGAGCCGUGUCAGUGUGGCGCACUGGCUGGUUGAUGCAGCAGAGAGCAAUGAAUGGGACAACUCGGCCCCAGUCAUCACGAAUUAA